AUGGCGGUCAACAUCCUACCAAAUGGAGCGAGCUACUACUUCUCCUCCAAAUCCUUGACGGUCGACGUCUAUCAGGGCCUGGUAGAUCGAGGCUGGAGACGAUCUGGGACCGUCUUCUACAAGCCGGACGUGCUGCGGCACUGCUGCCCCCAUUACACGAUACGCCUGCCCGUAGCAUCAUUCGCACCCACCAGAGAUCAACGGCAGGUCAUCAACCGGUGGAAUAAGUAUGUGCUUGGAGACGAGUACUCUAAAGAGGCUGCCAAGCUGUACCCAAAAUCGAAGGCGGACAAGGCCAAGCAGCGCAAUGCCUUCGACCUGCCCGGCGCUGUGCAUGAGAGUGAGUAUGCGAACAUCAAGCGGCCGCCAGAGCCCGCCCACCGCUUCGAGGUGACACUCGAAGAGGAUAAAUUUACCAAGGAGAAGUAUGAACUCUUCCACAACUACCAGCAACACGUCCACCAUGAGAAGCCCUCGGAGAUAUCCCAAACCGGCUUCAAGCGCUUCCUCUGUGACUCACCCUUGCAACGACGAACGACCCAAGUGAAUGGCAAGGCCCAACAGCUAGGAUCGUAUCAUCAAUGCUACCGACUGGACGGCCGACUCAUCGCAAUGGGCAUAUUAGACCUUCUGCCUCAUUGCGUCAGCGGUGUCUACUUCCUCUACCAUUCGGACUUUGAGAAGUGGAGUUUCGGGAAGCUGAGUGCUCUUCGCGAGGCAACUCUAGCGCUGGAAGGCGAGUACCAGUAUUACUACAUGGGCUUCUAUAUCCAUUCCUGCGCCAAGAUGAGAUACAAGGGCGAGUACCGACCGCAGUAUGUACUAGAUCCGGAGUCUCUAGAUUGGAAUCCUCUAGAGGGCGAACUCCGUGCUCUGCUCGACAAGAAACGCUAUGUCUCCCUUUCGAGAGAGCGACGGUUGAAAGAAGCCGCCAAAGAUACCGGUCGUGAUGUUGUAGUGUCGACGGAGGAUGGUAUGGACCAUGACUCCUACUCCGACUUUCCGUUCCCAACAGCAAAAGAGGCCAGUGAUGCCGUGAGCGAAGGUGUCUCGCUGUUUGACCUCAAAGUACCCGGUGUGAUGACCGAAGAAGAGAUCGAGCAGCAUUCGCUUGGAAAGCAGCGUAUCUCUGGCCGGGGACAAACAUUCGUAGCAGAGGAUCUGGUGGCAUGGGAAGCUGGUGACAUCCGUGAUGGGUCUUUCAAAGGCAUCACAGCUGAGUUCGUUGCGUUCCUGGGACCCGAAGUUGCGAAGCAAGUCGUCAUAGGCUUCGGUUAG
This is a messenger RNA of Didymosphaeria variabile, 1278 nucleotides long. It is a transcript of the gene ATE1, whose product is annotated as Arginyl-tRNA--protein transferase 1. The coding region runs from base 1 to 1278 and encodes 425 amino acids. Lineage: Eukaryota; Fungi; Ascomycota; Dothideomycetes; Pleosporales; Didymosphaeriaceae. Gene Ontology annotation, molecular function: arginyl-tRNA--protein transferase activity. Gene Ontology annotation, cellular component: cytoplasm. The record is from RefSeq and is a predicted model, not a curated record. The transcript has 6 exons. Gene Ontology annotation, biological process: protein arginylation.